AUAAGGAAUAGCUUUCAGAGGACAGCAUCUUUUCAAGACUUCUGUACGUGGAUAUAUAUAUACAACCAUCGAAUCCAGACCAUUGUUUCAUCUCUGCAAACCCUUCUACUGUAAUCCUAGAAAGAUCAAAAAGAAAAAAAAAAAACAAAAAAAACAAAACAAAACAGAGAAGAGGAUUAAAUCAGAGAAAAAUGGCCUCCACUUCCGCGGAUCCUCGCUCUUACGUAGAUUUUGAACCACGAUUAGAAUGGCUUAAGGGAAAGGAAAGUGAUACAAUUAUUGUUGAUGUCUCAGGAUUCAAGAAAGAGCAGCUGAAAGUUCUGAUAAACACAGCAGGAAACCUCAAGAUCAGCGGCGAGCGGCUGAUCGAAGGCAACCAUUGGAGCCGAUUUCUUCGCAGCUUUACUGUCCCAAAGAACAUCAACCUGAAAGGAAUCCAAGCCAAGUUCGAUGGCAAUGAAGGUCUUCUCUAUGUCAUCCUGCCAAUCUCACUUUCAUCAGUACCAGAACUAAUCACUCCACCAUUACCAACAAAAGCUCAGGAAAACUCUUCAGAAGGCACCAGAGCUCACCAAGAAGCUUCUUUUAUUGGGGGGAAAGAAGCUCCAAAGAUGCAGGAGAAAGAAGCGGCUGAAGAAGAAGAGAAAGAAAGGAAUUCAGGUGAGAAAAGUGCAGAAGAUUAUAAAGAGGAUAUAAACACAUUAGAAAGUGGAAGGAAAGGAUCACUGGUUGCUUCUGUUAUAAACAAGCGGAAGCUGGUAAUACUUAGUGUGAUAUUCGGUGUUAUGGUUGCUUUGGGUCUUGCAGUUUAUUUGAGCUAUAGAAGUAAAGGUCUGUAAAUG
Messenger RNA from Phalaenopsis equestris, 842 nucleotides. Its product is annotated as inactive protein RESTRICTED TEV MOVEMENT 2-like. The record is from RefSeq and is a predicted model, not a curated record. The coding region runs from base 192 to 839 and encodes 215 amino acids. The transcript is spliced from 2 exons. NCBI's taxonomy places the organism in Eukaryota, Viridiplantae, Streptophyta, Magnoliopsida, Asparagales, Orchidaceae.